ACACUCGAAGGUGAGGAAACUCGUCGCCAAAUUUUGCCUUGAAGAAGACGAAAACCCCUAAAUCCUCCAUUAAGGCGACCUCAAUCCUCUUCAGUUUCUAUCGGAGAGAUCGUGAUUGUGGCUCUGCGAACCUCUUGAAUCCGCCUUACCUUCACCAAAAAUGUUUAGGAACCAGUACGAUACGGACGUGACGACAUGGAGCCCGGCGGGGAGGUUGUUUCAGGUUGAGUACGCGAUGGAGGCUGUGAAACAAGGCUCCGCUGCCAUUGGUCUCCGAUCCAAGACUCAUGUGGUUCUGGCCUGCGUCAAUAAGGCUAAUUCUGAACUAUCCUCGCACCAGAAGAAGAUCUUCAAAGUCGAUGAUCACAUCGGCGUCGCCAUUUCCGGGCUUACUGCUGAUGGACGCGUUCUUUCCCGUUAUAUGAGAUCUGAGUGUAUCAAUUAUAGUUACACUUAUGAAUCUCCUCUUCCUGUUGGUCGUCUUGUAGUUCAACUUGCCGAUAAGGCUCAGGUCUGCACCCAGCGCUCGUGGAAACGUCCAUAUGGUGUUGGUCUGCUAGUAGGUGGUCUGGAUGAGUCUGGUGCUCACCUUUAUUACAACUGCCCCAGUGGGAAUUACUUUGAAUAUCAAGCUUUUGCCAUAGGAUCCCGUUCACAGGCUGCAAAGACAUACUUGGAAAGGAGGUUUGAGAACUUCAAGGACUCUUCUAGAGACGACUUGAUCAAAGAUGCACUGAUCGCCACCAGAGAAACCUUGCAAGGAGAAAAACUGACUUCCUCCAUAUGCACAAUUGCCAUCUUAGGAGUUGGGGAACCUUUUCAUAUAUUGGAUAGGGAAACUGUUCAGAAGUUGAUCAAUGAAUUCGAGAUCGUUAAGGAGGAUGACGUCCCUGCUGCAGAUCAGGAUAUCGAGCCAGAUCAGGGUGAUUCUGCUGCUGCUGCUGCCCCUGAACCAGCUGCAAGGACAGACCAAGGUAGUGCCCCGGAGCAAGGCGUGGCACCAAUGGACAUCUAACCCACAUCCCUUCCUCCUCCCCCGCUUCCUGGGUGUUGCUGUCAGGUUUGGUGGUUUGGUUCUUUAGUGCAGACAUUUUGAUACUUCUCUGUUGUGGCUUAAGUUUUCAAUUUUACAUUUAUGGAAGUUGUAUCAGACUGUUGAAAACGUGUUAUCACAACUGAUUAUGUUUUUCUAUUAUAUUAUUGGGAGAAGAACGUUGAGCUGA
This is a messenger RNA of Cucurbita maxima (winter squash), 1223 nucleotides long. RefSeq names its product proteasome subunit alpha type-1-B-like. NCBI's taxonomy places the organism in Eukaryota, Viridiplantae, Streptophyta, Magnoliopsida, Cucurbitales, Cucurbitaceae. The coding region runs from base 161 to 1015 and encodes 284 amino acids. Gene Ontology annotation, cellular component: proteasome core complex, alpha-subunit complex; proteasome core complex. Gene Ontology annotation, biological process: ubiquitin-dependent protein catabolic process. The transcript is spliced from 2 exons. The record is from RefSeq and is a predicted model, not a curated record.